This is a messenger RNA of Tachyglossus aculeatus (Australian echidna), 4242 nucleotides long. It is a transcript of the gene PDP2, whose product is annotated as pyruvate dehyrogenase phosphatase catalytic subunit 2. Gene Ontology annotation, molecular function: cation binding; protein serine/threonine phosphatase activity. The record is from RefSeq and is a predicted model, not a curated record. Lineage: Eukaryota; Metazoa; Chordata; Mammalia; Monotremata; Tachyglossidae. The coding region runs from base 156 to 1733 and encodes 525 amino acids. Gene Ontology annotation, biological process: protein dephosphorylation. The transcript is spliced from 2 exons.
GCCCGGUGGCUAGUUAGGCAACGAGGGGGGCUUGGAAACGACCUCUUUUGCCGGACCGGACUCUCGCCUCCACCCCCCCCCCAGCCCGUCGCGUGGUGGUCCAGGUUGAGAAAUCUGGUUUCCUGAAGGAAUCGGGCCAGCCAGUUUGGGUUUUCAUGAUGUCAAGGACUGUGUCGUCCUGGAUCUUGAACUGUGCGAGAAAUGGCAUUGUCGCCACUUUGCAAGGGAGAGGGUGCGGGUACCCGAGAUGCGUCCAAAAGAGGAGUAAGAUGAAAUGGACGAGUCUCUCGCGAGGGCCGCUGGCCUCGCGGGCCGGCGCCGGCUUGAUGCUGGUGAGGACCCAGCGGCACACCUCCACGGAGGAAGAGUUUCACUUCCAGCUGUCCCCAGCCCAAGUGGACGACGUCCUGCGGGCUGCUGAAUUGUCCCAUAAGGUCCUCGAGUGUGACGGGAGAAAUCCCAGCCGUGCGGUGCUGAGGUUCGAAAGCAACCAGCUGGCCGCCAACACGCCGAACGAGGAUCGCAGGAGUGCGGCCACGUGCCUGCAGACACGGGGGAUGAUGUUUGGCAUCUUUGAUGGGCACGCGGGCCCCGCCUGUGCCCAGGUGGUGAGCGAGCGGCUCUUUUACUAUGUCGCGGUCUCGCUGCUGCCCCACCGGACCCUGGAGGAGAUGGAGCACGCCCUGGAGUGCAUGAAGCCGGUGCUGCCCAUCCUGCAGUGGCACAGGCACGCGGGUGACUCCGUUUCCCAGGUGGUGGCCUCCCUGCACUCCGACCACCUCCGCGUGUACUGGCAAGAACUGCUGGAGCUGCAUGCGGAAACGGGGCUCAGCGUCGAGGAAGCCCUGAAGCACUCUUUCCGGCGGCUCGACUCCGACAUCUCGCUGGAGGUCCAGGCCCACGUGGAAGAUGAGCUGACGCGGAACCUGGCCCUGCAGGUGGCUUUCUCCGGGACCACCGCGUGCGUGGCCCAUGUGGACGGCCUCCACCUUCACGUGGCCAAUGCCGGGGACUGCCGGGCGGUCCUGGGGGUUCGGGAGGAAGGCGGGGCCUGGUCAUGCCUCCCCCUGACCCGGGACCACAACGCCUCGAACCGGGCCGAGCUGUCGCGGCUGAAGGAGGAGCACCCGGCGUCCGAGGAGCGGACUGUGGUUGUGGAUGGCCGGCUACUGGGCGUCCUCAUGCCCUCCCGGGCUUUCGGCGACGUCCGCUUCAAGUGGAGCAGGGAGCUGCAGCGGAGCAUCCUGGGUAGGGGCUUCGACGUCGAGGCGCUCAACAUCUACCAGUACGACCCCCCGAACCUCCUCACCCCACCGUACCUGACGGCCGAGCCAGAGGUCACUUACCACCGCUUGCGGCGCCAGGAUAAGUUUCUCGUCCUGGCCUCGGACGGUCUCUGGGACCUGCUGGCCAAUGAAGAUGUGGUGAAGCUCGUGGCCGGGCACCUGGGGGGGGCCGGUCCCCCAGAGCUGGAGCCGCCCGUCGACCGGACGCCGGGCCCACUGCGCCGGAGGAAGGCCGGGCCGCUACCUCCCCGUGACCAGAACGCCGCCACCCACCUGAUCCGCCACGCCCUUGGCAGCAACGGGAGCGGGGACACUGACCGGGAGAGGCUGGUGGCCAUGCUGACUCUGCCCGAAGACCUGGCCCGCAUGUAUCGAGAUGAUGUCACCGUGACCGUGGUCUAUUUUAACUCUGAAACCGUUGACCUAUACAACCGAGGGAACCAAUAGCUCCAUUUGGGACCAAGGAUGCUCUCUUGUCCCCCGCCAUCGAGCUGCGGAUGAGAACCGAACUUUCUCUGGUAGAGGGUGGGCCUUAACACAUAGAAGGAUCGGUAGAUAGACCUUUGGGAAGCUUCGCCACCCACUUGGGUCCUGGCCCGUCAUGUCCCCUCUUCCCUCCCACCCCCAGGGAGGGAUUGGAACCAGAGAAAGGUCCCCGAUGCAGCCGGUGGACUAGGCCAUGCCGCCGUGGAAACAACUCCUUUGGGGUUCCAGGCCUCGGGGCGGGGAGCAGGGAGGAGCAGAUUCCUGACCUGUGACUAGGAGACCCCUUAGGUUGCAUUUUCAGCUUCUGCUGAAAACCUCUGGAUACUUUCAAGCUUGCUGGUAGGUUUGGGCGUUCUUCUCCAGGUUAGGGCAUUUCCCGGGGGAAAGUUGAGCUUCCCUUUCAGCCAAGAGUUGGAGUCUAGAAGGUUUGAAGCGGCCUCCCGCCACUUCUGGCCAUGGGCAGAGCGGGCCUGCUGGUUUAGGGGGACCCUAGGUUCCAGCUUGGGGGUGAUGUGCGAUCACUUUGAACACUCAAAGGAAGGCCCCUAGAAAAGUGCUAGAAUUCCAGAGGAAAAUGGAGCGUGGACCUGAUUUGCUGGAGUUGGAUCAUGGCCACUUAAAUUGCCCCACUGGCAACUUGCUGAACAUCAAGUUACAGGCCACUGUUUUCCACUGAAGUAGGUUCUGUUGAGCUUAGCUGGGACUUUUCUUCUGGGGCAAACAAACUCUGGUGAGAUUCAGUGUGCCUUGGGACUGAUGGACAUCGAAUGUUGCAAGUUCUCUGCUUUACACUUGAAGGGGGCUCUGCCUCCAAUCACAAAAACCUUUUUCCUAGGUGGGGGUGUAGUGUGAAGUUUUCCACGUGUUUGUGUGUGCACAUGUGCCCCGGCCUCCCGUGGUCGCGGGGGCACCUCCAGGUUUAGGGAUUGUGUUCCACUUUUCCCAGACACAAGAAAAGGAAGCCCCAGGCACUUCUUCCUACUUUACUGGCAAGGUUGACCUUGUUGGGUUUGGCUUCUGUGCCUUCUUUCCAUUAUCCCACUUCCAUUGCUGUUGGGAAGUGGGAAUGGAGAAGCCACUGCUUACCGAAGAGGUUGUGACUCCGGAGAACCACCUGCGAUGGGGAGAGUCGGUUAGGACACUAGCCCAGUGCUGAGGUGCCGUCGGUUUGGGCUGGGCACUGCGAACGCCUCUUCUUCUGCCAGCUCCUCUUCCAGUUUGCCCUUUGUGCUGGCCCUGAGCCAUGUCUGGUGGUCAUUCCAGUAACCCAUCCAGGGGUGCCAGCUCCAUUUUGCCAGGCAGACAAAUCCGGGCCUCGGUGUCCAGGGGAAGCCACGGCUGGCCUUUGCUUGGAGGCACUCUUUGACCCUGGCCACGCUGGCCCUUAAAGGGAUUCACUUCCAGAGGUGCUGCCUCUGUCCCUUUACCUUUCUGAAGGGAAAAGCCAAGCAGCCUACUGCCGGGCUCUCGAGUUGGUGGCCCCUCUGGCGCCUACAGGGCUGCUUAAGUUAGGGGCCGAGGAGGAAAGGCGCCCUAGACUCUCGAAUUUCGGUAGGGAUGAGUGCCCACCUCUUUGGACAGAUUGAGCUCGGAGCCUUGCUGCUUCAGCGCCUGCCUGAGAGGUAAAUGCCCAAUUUGCGAUUCAUAGAGGACUGCAGCGCCGGAGGGAAUCUGGACUGAUGGAUGCAUUCUAGAGUGGCCGAAUCUGGGAGAAAGCUAGUAUCGCAAUGGAAAUUUCUUGAAAACAGUAUCAGUUAUUUUCUCCCCCUCUCCCUGAGAGGUAAAAAUCUCCUCGCUCAAAUUGCCUCAUUCAAGAUGUGGCUAAGGAGCUUUUACGCGAAUGCUCCAUCUUCCGUGUAGCACCGGCAGGGCGACGGGAGAGACCAGGCAAGUCCUCGCUCCCGAGCUGCCAGACGAUCCGGCUCCUGGAACCGUGGCCGCAACGGACGGUUCAGCCCAGGUUAAGAUGAACGUGGCAGAUGAAGUUGCUCAGUCUCCAUCACUUUCCAAGAAGCGUUUACUGCCACAUCUCCUUGAAGAGACGGCGAUGCUUUGUUCCUGUGCGCUCUUCCUGGCUGCGGACUAUCUCAGUUAAGGCUGUAGGGUGGGACUUGGGGAACUUUGAGGCAAAAGUCAUAGCGUUUAAAGAGUACUUUCAAAGACUGCUGAUGGGUAAAAGUAGAUUGGGAAAUCGCUACUCCAUUCUGUGGUGUCAAGAAGUGCGUGCCACAGCAAGUGUGGUCCCGCUCGCUGAUAACUUGUUUCCCCCACGGCUCCCAGAACAGUGCCUUUACUUCCUGGUGCAAUUAGCGGCAAGUCUCUAGACUUGGCCUAGAGGUCUGAGCCGUCUUGUCAGGGUGGGAGGCUUAAUGGGACUAUUCUUAACCUGAUGCUUCAGGCUGAACUUGCUUGCUGACCUGACCAAUGGGAUUCAUUCUUUUGCCACACACACUCUCUCUCUCUCUUUCUC